AUGCAAACUAACCGCUUUCUGCACAAUUCAAAGCACAUUUUAUCCCCGGGCUUUGAUUUAGCGAUUUCAAAAGACUCAAACCUUUUCGAAUCCUCACCCUCAGAUACAGUUAUUGCUAGAAACUUGCCAACUCAAGCAGAAAGGAUAUUGGAUGCUCCUGAUCUCUUAGACGAUUAUUAUUUAAAUUUAUUGGACUGAAGCUCCUUAGACACAUUAGGUGUUGCUCUUGACAAUUCUAUCUACGCAUGGCACAAUGGAGAAGUGAGAGAAAUCAUCAAUUCCCCAGUCACCAUUACAUCAUUAUCCUGAAUGCCUGGAAGUCAUUAUCUCGCAGUUGGAGACUCUGAAGCUGAUUUAAGUCUUUACGAUGCUCAAGUAGGUCGAAAAAUCAGAGUCAUCCACGCUCAUGCUGACCGAAUCUCAAGCUUAUCUUGAAAAGGCAGUAUCCUAUCCUCGGGCAGUCGAGAUUCCACAAUAAUCCACCACGAUAUGAGAGCCAAAAACUUCCAAAUGCAAAACAAAGGCCAUUUCCAAGAGGUCUGUGGACUUAAAUGAAGUGAAAAAUAUCUUGCUUCUGGCGGAAAUGAUAAUCAUUUGAACAUUUGGGAGAUUGGCUACUCUAAGCCUAUUUUUAGCUUUAAUGAGCAUAAAGCUGCUGUAAAAGCAUUGGCUUGGUGUCCUUAUGCAGCAGGAGUUUUGGCAUCUGGGGGUGGCUCAGCUGACCAAACUAUAAAACUUUGGGAUGUAGCAAAAGGAGUAUGCAGCAAAACGAUAAAUACAGGCAGCCAAGUUUGUGCACUAGAAUGGAAUAAGCAUGAUAUGGAGCUUCUAACUCCCCCCCCCCCCUCCGUGAGCGAACAAAACCAUUAGAAAAAUCGCCAUUUUUUGACCAAAAACCCACCCUCCGUGAGUGAACAAAAAAUUUUUUUAAUAGAAAAAAUUUUAAUGGAAAAAAAUUUUGAUAUAUAAGUGAUAAUUAGUAUAAUGAAAUCUAGAGCUAAUUCUGUUUAAUUUUAAACAAAUUGCGUUUUAAAACAUAAAUUUUGCAAAUUAAAUUAAUAUUUGCUUUCCCAAUUUUUGCAAAUUAGGAUUUUUUUAAAUUUCGAAAAAAAAUAUUUUUUAUAAAAUUUAUAUAUAAAUUUUUUUUAAAAAAAAAAAUUAACCCCCCCUCCGUGAGCGAACAAAAAUUUUUUUGUUCGCUCACGGAGGGGGGGGGGGGAGUAAGUGCCCAUGGAUUUGCAGAUAAUCAACUUACAGUAUGAAAAUAUCCUCAGAUGCAGAAACUUGGGGAUGUAAAAGGGCACACAGCAAGGGUAUUAUAUUUGGCACAAAAUCCUGAAGGAGAUACAGUGGUUUCAGCUGGGGCUGACGAAACCAUAAGAUUUUGGAAAAUUUUCAAAAAAAGAGAGAAAAAUAAAAGCUUGGAUCUAAAAUUCUCAUGUAGAUAG
Blepharisma stoltei is the source of this 1448-nucleotide messenger RNA. The record is from the annotation of a GenBank genome assembly. NCBI's taxonomy places the organism in Eukaryota, Ciliophora, Heterotrichea, Heterotrichida, Blepharismidae.